GCGUCGCGGCCAUGGCGGUGCAGGACCCCCGCCCCAACCACACCAUCUACAUCAACAACCUCAACGAGAAAAUCAAGAAGGAUGAGCUGAAGAAGUCCCUGUACGCCAUUUUCUCACAGUUUGGGCAGAUUUUGGACAUUCUGGUGUCACGCAGCCUCCGCAUGCGGGGCCAGGCCUUCGUCAUCUUCAAGGAGAUGAGCAGCGCCACCAACGCCCUGCGGUCCAUGCAGGGCUUCCCCUUCUACGACAAACCCAUGCGGAUCCAGUAUGCCAAGUCGGACUCGGACAUCAUCGCCAAGAUGAAGGGAACGUUUGUGGAGCGGGAGCGGGAUCGGGACCGGGACCGGGAGCGCAAGCGGGACAAGCGCAAACCCAAGGGCAGCGACGCUCCCGGCCCCAAAAAGAGCGGGGCCGGGAGCCAGGCGGGCCAGGGGGCCGUGCCCGGCCUGGCCCCGUUGGCGCAGGCGCCGCGGCUGCUGCCGCACCUGGGGGCGACCCCGCCCUACAUCCCCCCCCCAGGAAUGAUCCCCCCGCCCGGAAUGGCCCCGAGCGCCGGAAUCCCGCCAGGAAUGGCCCCGCAAGCCGGGCUGGCCCCAAUGGCCGCCCCACAGCCCCUUUCAGAGAACCCCCCGAACCACAUCUUGUUCCUGACCAACCUCCCCGAGGAGACCAACGAGCUGAUGCUCUCCAUGCUCUUCAACCAGUUCCCGGGGUUCAAGGAGGUUCGCCUGGUUCCGGGCCGCCACGACAUCGCCUUUGUCGAGUUUGACACCGAGGUGCAGGCGGGCGCUGCCCGCGAGGCCCUGCAGGGCUUCAAGAUCACCCAGAGCAAUGCCAUGAAGAUCUCCUUUGCCAAAAAGUGAUCUCCAGCCCCCGAAAUCCCGGGAAAACACCCCCGAUUCCUGACAAAAGGGGCACGGAAUACCCCAAAACCCCAAAAAAAUGCCUCAAAACCUCCUUAAAUACCCUGAAACUGCCCAAAAAUGCCCCGAAUGCCUUCAAGCCACCCCAAAAUCCCUUCAAAGUGCCCUAAAAUCCCUCCAAACCACCCCAAAAUCGUUUCAAAACACCCUAAAGUCCAUCUAAACCACCCCAAAAUCCCCUAGAGACGCUCUAGAAUCUUUUCCAAACCACCCGAAAAUCCCUCAAAACCACCCCUAAGUAGCCUACAUCUGCCCCAAAACAUUUCAAACCCCUCCAACCACCCCAAAAUCCCUUCAAAAUGCCCUAAAAUCCCUCCAAACCACCCCCAAAUCCCUCAAAACUGCCCCUAAAUAUCCUAAAACUGCCCCAAAGCCCCCAAAUCUUAGAGAAUUGCCCCAGAUCCCACAAAAAUCCAACAAAUACCAGGUAAGUUCAGCCCAAAUCCUCUUUUUUAAUCCCAAAUGCUCUUUUUUAUAAUCCCAAAUCCUUUUUUCUUUCCGCAAAUCCUUUUUCUCAACCACAAAACCUUUUUCCACCCCAAAUCUCCUUUUUUGACCCCAAAUCCUUCUUUUCCCACCUCAAAUUCUCCGUUUUCCACCUCAAUUCCCCUUUUCUCACCCAAAAACCUCUUUCCCCACCUCUAAUCCUUCUUUUUCUACCCCAAAAUUCCUUUUUCCAUCCCCAAUCCCCUUUUUCCACCCAAAUCCCGUUUUUCCACCGAAGUCCUGACCCCAAAUGCUCAAUCCUCGCCUUAAGUCCCCCUUUCUUCACCCAAAUCUCCUUUCCCAUCCCAAAUCCUUCUUUCACGCAAAUCCCAUUUACUCCCCCAAAUCCCAUUUCCCAGCCCAUCCCAAGGGAUUUUUUGGAUUUUCCCAAGGAAUUUUUGGUGUUUCCCGAGGGAUUUUUGGGGUUCCCAAGAGGUUUUUGGGAUUUUUCCCAGCAUUGUACCCAGGGUCUCUGCAGACAUUGCACCUGGAGCUGGCCCCGUCCCAAAUCAACCCCAAAUAAUCCUCAAAUCCCAGUUCCCAGCCCCUCACAAGAGAUUUUUGGGGUUUCCCUGAGAGAUUUUUGGGGCUUUUCCCAGCAUUGUACCCAGGGUCUCUACAGACAUUGCACCUGGAGCUGCCUCUGCCCCAAAUAAACCCCAAAUUAACCCCACUGCGCCCACCAGGACUGGAGUGGGUUUUUUGGGGGGAAGGAUUUGGGGUCUGGGGUAUUUGACCCCAAAGUUUGUGUGAUUGGGGGGAUUUGACCCCAAAAUUUGGGAAUUUUGGGAGUUGACCCCAGGAUUUGGGGAAUUUAACCCCCAAGUCUGUGGGAUCAGGAGGGUUUGACCCAAGAAUUUGGGAUUUUGGGGGGUUUUGACCCCAAACUUUAGGAAUUGGGUGUGUUUGACACCCCAGUGUUUGGAGUUUGGGGGUGGGGGGUGACCCCAGAAUUUGGGGGGGUUUAAGCCCAAAGUUUGGGAUCAGGGGGAUUUGACCACAGAAUUUGGGAUUGUGGGGUGGGGAGGUGUUGACCCCAAACUUCAGGAUCAGGGGGAUUUGACCCCAGGAUUUGAGGGGGUUUUGACCCCAAAGUUUAGGAACUGGGGGAUUUUGACCCCAGAAUUUGGGGAUUUGGGAGAUUUAACCCCUAAGUUUGGGAUCAGGGUCGUCGGACACCCUGAACAUUCCAAACCCCAGAGAUUGGGGUUUGAUCGAGGUUCAGGAGGGAACGGGGGAUUUGAAACAUUUGGGGUGUCCAAAUGCCCUGAUUCCAAAGUUUGGGGUCAACCUCCCCCUAAUUCCCAAACCCUGGGGUCAAAAAGCCCCAAAUCCCAAACCCUGGGGAUAAAACACCCCCAAUUCCUAAAGUUUGGGGUUAACCUCCCCAAAUCCCCAAACGCUGAGCUCAAAAACCCCAAUCCCCGAACCCUGGGGUAUCAAAAACCCCAAAUCCCCAAAGUUUAGGAUCAAACCACCCCAGUCCUGGGGGUCAAAGGUCAGGGGUCAAAAUUCAGGGAGCGAUUUCUGGGACCUGCCCCCCUUUUCUUGUUGCAGCAGAGCUCCUUUUUGGGAGAGGGUCUAGACCUAGAAGGGCUUCCAAUAAAGCAAGGUGCUGCUGUCCAGGGCA
Messenger RNA from Cyanistes caeruleus (blue tit), 3039 nucleotides. Lineage: Eukaryota; Metazoa; Chordata; Aves; Passeriformes; Paridae. The record is from RefSeq and is a predicted model, not a curated record.